Molecule: messenger RNA, 3621 nt
Organism: Selaginella moellendorffii
Lineage: Eukaryota; Viridiplantae; Streptophyta; Lycopodiopsida; Selaginellales; Selaginellaceae
Product: exportin-4
Exons: 32
Coding region: 66-3497 (1143 amino acids)
Biological process (GO): protein export from nucleus
Cellular component (GO): cytoplasm; nuclear pore
Molecular function (GO): nuclear export signal receptor activity; small GTPase binding
Source: RefSeq, a predicted model, not a curated record
AGAGCGGUCUGGCGUUCGAUAUCGUCCUAGCGCUUCCAUGUUUAGGGUUUAAGGCUGUUGUGGCUAUGGAGCAGCAGGAUCUCCAGUGCUCGAUGCAAGCGGUGGAGCAAUCUUGCGCGGCUCUCCAUGUAUCUGAUCCAGGGAUCCGAUCAUCGGCGGAAGCGACACUGCUGGCUUUCAGAAAAUCUCCGCAUCCAUUCUACGCCUGCCAAUAUAUUCUCGAAAAUUCCCAGGUCGCCACAGCCAAAUUUCUAGCGGCUGCCACGAUCCAGGAGGCCGCAAUACGGGAAUGGACUUUGAUAUCUCCAGAAGAAAAAUCAAGACUGCGAAGCUAUUGCUUACAAUACGUUAUGGCUCGAGUGGAAACAUCCGAAGGGUACAUUCUAUCAAAAAUUUUGUCUGUGGUGGCAGCACUGCUUAAACGUGGUUGGCUGGAGUACACCCAGGCUGAGAAGGCUUCUUUUCUUGAAGAGGUUGAGCAGGCUGUCGCCGGAAGACACGGUCUUGCUGCCCAGCGGUUUGGCAUCUCAUUACUUGAAGCAUUGGUGUCCGAAUUCUCGCUCUCCACCGCAAGUCCGAUGGGCCUCCCUGCGGAGUUUCAUGAUAAAUGUCGUGCUUCUUUGGAGGCGGGCUAUUUACAAAAAUUCUAUGCAUGGGCAUUUGAUGCUUCAGUUAUGGUGGCAAGCAAAGCGCUUGAAGGACAAGGAGAGAAUCAAGAGUCAGCGAUCUGUACUAUAGCAAUCCGGCUGAUGACCCAGAUUUUGAACUGGGAAUUUCGUGGUAAACUCGCUGUUCUUGGUAAAAGUCGUGCAAGCACUCUGUCCUCGUCGCCCGCAAGCAGAAAAUCUUCUGAGCAAUUACAGCUCUGGCACGAUCUUCUAGUAUCACCCGCGAAAGUGACAUGGAUAUUGAAUUUCUACGAACACAUUCAUCAAAAGGGCAAUGCUUGGCUAGACUUGCCUCUUUCCGUGGUUGUCAGGCAACUUAUCGUUCUUAUGUGCUCUUUAAAUGGAAGCAUUUUUCCUACUGAUGGGGCUGGUACGCAGGAACAGCACUUGCAAAGAUUACUGAACUGCAUUAUUUCGUGGAUUGAUCCCCCAGAAUAUGUAAUUAGUGCUGUCCUAGCGGGAACAAGCGAAAGCGAGAUGUUGGAUGGAUGUCGUGCACUACUAGCGAUUGCGACACUAUGCUCGCCGUCCUCUUUCGAUCAACUGUUAUUAUCAUUCAGGCAAACCGGUACACUGAGCUUGCUUUCUUCUUUGACAUGUGGAAUUAUUAAGGCCAGUUGUGUCCGGGAAUCUGAAGAACCAAGCUGGACUUACGAGGCUUUAGAAGUGCUUCUGGAGACUUGGACUGUGAUUUUGCAACCUGCAGAUCUUAGCCAGAAAGUACCACUUCCGCCAAGUGGAAUAGAAGCCGCCUCUGCAGUGUUUCAAACAUUUGUGGAAUUCGAAAUGAAACUAUCAGAAUCAUCUGCUUUAGACGAAGAUGAUGCUGAUGAUAUGGCUGCUUUUUCCGAUGAAGCCCGGGAGGAUCGCCUGAGUGCCGUUGCACUUAUUGCUCGUACUGUUCCAUCUGUAUCUCUUUCAUUGUUGACCAUGCUAGUCUCGAAGUGUUUUUCGGAAAUUCGACAGUCCUUAGGAUCGGAGACCACAACACGGUGCUUGGAACAACUGCACUGGCUUACGAUCCUCUCGGGACAUGUUUUGGCGGACCCCGGAGAAGGAGAAACUCCAACGGUGCCUGAAUCCAUUUUGGCCGUUUCUGCGGAACCAGCGACCCAUCCUGCCGUAUCUCUUUCUUUUGCUCUCAUCGAUGUAGCCCAACAAUCUUUAGAUGCUACUUUUCGAACUACUUUAAGUCCGCGAAUGAUGGAGGCUAUUGUAUGGUUUUUUGGAAGAUGGGUGGAAACAUAUCUCAUGCCGGAUCACGCUGGCCGAGGACCUAGCUCUACACCAUCGGGUCAUGAAGGACAGGGAGUUUCUGUAGGUGUCUUGUUUGACGGAAGAAAUGCCCUGAAUGCUGCUUUUGGCAAAGAUGGCGGAGGACCGGCAGUACUAGAGAUUCUCGUUCGGGUAGCAUUAACAAGUCUGACUGCGUGGCGAGGAGAGCAAGUAUUGCAGGAAUACGUGUCCUCUCGUCUUCUUCCAGCGCUAGUGCGGAGGCGAAAUGUAUGCGUGCAACUACUGUCGAUGGGCUCUUGGCAGGAGCUAGCGACUGUUUUUGCCCGCCAGGACCAAAUGCUUUUGUCGCUUUCAGAUUCAGUUCAGCGAGCUCUAUCCGGAUGCUUAUGUCGAUCUGCGCAAGGCCUGGCAAAUGCUGAUGCCGCAAACCAUUAUGUCAAGGAUCUUCUUAUGCCUAUGGCUGCUAGCCUAGCUGAAUUCUCUGGAAGGAAAGACCUGGCGACAUUUUCUCAACAACCGAAUGUUAUUCACCAGGUGAGCUGUGUGCUUGAAAGGCUGCGUGGUGCAGCAAGAGAAACAAUACCGCGAACUCAAAAAGCCAUAUUUGAAGUUGGUGUGUCUAUCAUGAAGCCUUUGCUGGUGUUUAUGGAAAUCUACAAAAAUCAGCCAUCUGUUGUUUACUUGCUACUAAAGUAUGUUGUGGUCUGGGUCGACGCGGAAGUUGUUUUCCUAGAACCCAAGGACACCACUACGGUUUUCAACUUUUGCGUUCAGCUUCUCUCAGUUUAUUCUGCACAUAAUAUUGGCAAGGUUUCUGUUUCAACAUCUCGAAGCUUACAAAAUGAAGCGCAAACCGAGAAAUAUAAAGACCUCCGAGCAUUGCUUCAGCUGCUUACAAAUCUGAGCUCCAAAGAUUUGUUCGAUUUUGCACUGCAUGCAGACGAAAAUCCCGAUGUAGCACAGGUUGUGUAUCUUGGGUUAAAUAUCAUCACCCCUCUCAUUUCAGCUGAUUUGUUGAAGUACCCCAAGCUCUGCCGGCAGUAUUUUACAUUACUGAUGCACAUGCUGGAAGUCUAUCCUGAGAAGGUGGCGAAGAUAUCACCAGAAGGAUUUAGCCAGAUCAUAGGAACACUCGAGUUUGGAUUGCGGCAACAGGAUGUGGAGGUCGUAAAUAUGACAUUGAGUGCUCUCGGUGCGCUAGGUGUCUUCCAGUAUCAAGCACUGUGCAAAGGCGACGAUGGCCUCGGAGCUCAAUCGCGUACGAGCGGCGGCGACGAUGUGCUGUCUCAUUUUCUAAAGCUGCUCAUGCAUUUCUUGCUGUUCGAGGAUUACAGUAAUGAUCUUGUCGAGCCUGCCGCUGAUGCUUUACUUCCGCUAAUUCUUUGCAACACCGCGCUGUUUGAGAAACUCAAGCAAGAGCUCGUCCAAAGACACCAAGACGUGGAGUCGCAAGAACGGGUCUCUACCGCGUUCCAUUCGCUGUCAAGAGGGAUCGAGAUCGCGUCCACGAUAGACCGUUCCAUUCGUCGCAAGUUUAGGAGCAACUUAUUUGUGUUCUUGAAUGAUCUCAGGGGAUUCCUGCGUACUCGGUAGCUAUCUUAUUAAGCCUUGAGGAUUUUGAUAUCGAUCUUGUACAAAGUAUCAGAUUUAUUAUCAAUUUAGUUUAAAAGAUGUUAAGUAGUAUACUAAUAACUAUAUCAUUUAUGUUUAUGAUUUA